Molecule: messenger RNA, 919 nt
Organism: Desarmillaria tabescens
Lineage: Eukaryota; Fungi; Basidiomycota; Agaricomycetes; Agaricales; Physalacriaceae
Exons: 2
Coding region: 226-870 (214 amino acids)
Source: RefSeq, a predicted model, not a curated record
GUAUUACUUUUCAUCUGGAGCAUGGUUAUAGCUUUCAGUCAGCUUCAUGUAACGACUCGUCGAGUCCAAUAUAUGAGCGCCUGUAAGUAAACCGCCCUCGCCGAAGUCGCCGAGGUCCUCUUCGCCAAGGUCACAAAUCUCGUGAUUGUGACAGCCUCUGCUUUUCCUCCUUUUCCUUCCUUUUCUCUCUCAACAACGACUACACCCAAACUCAAUAUUCAGAUCAUGUCAGAGUAUAUGCUGAAGCAGGCAUGGCUAAAGGAGCACAGGAACCAGGUUUAUCAUAUCUUUCUCGUACACUGCAAAUAUCUCAUACCUUUCAGGUCUGUGACCAGUGUCGGGACUCGAGGACCGCGUGUCUACCGCAGAAAACAUCGGUCACUUGUCUGUCUUGCAAGAAUAAAAAGGAAGAAUGUUCAAGAAAUCGCAGUUUCAAACGCUUUAGAGAUGAACUGCGCAGUCAGCGUAAGCCAUCGACCCCGCCGCCACGACUACCUGGCCAGGGAACUUCAAAGACACGGGGCCCUGGCCCCAGCACAAAUUCCUAUGGGCCUCCGAAGUAACAAGAAAGUUCCUCCUCAACAUCCAGUACCAACGGCACAAAGCACUGCCAGCUUCGUCCACCAUCUGUCGCAGGAUGCUACAGUAUCGCGUGCAUCUGUAAAGUCACCCUCUUCCCCUCCAGUUUCACCCCUUCGCUUCGAAGAACAUCCUGAAAAUGCCGGAACAUUUACACAUGACUCCACGGACACGUAUUCAUCGCAACCUCAGACUCAACAGGAUUUGAGACCCCAUCCCAAUAUUCAUCAAACAUGUGCCCCUGUCGACGUUGCAGCCUUAAAAUUCGAGAACGCUGAACUGCGCGCGUAACUACUCGAUAAAGAUGGUAUAAUCGAUAAAUUUUGCAGUACUCCUCCCU